AAAACACACCAGCCAAAUAGCCCGCCAUUUUCGAUCUCUUCCCGCCUUAUCGAGAUGGCUGACGCUAACGAGCACGCUGAGACCACACCGGCGCCCGCAGCUGCCGUUCCUGCCACCGCAGUCGACGCUGUGGCCGCCAAUGAUGCGGCGCUCCAGGAGAAGCUUAUCAAUGAGGAGUACAAGAUCUGGAAGAAGAACACGCCGUUCCUGUACGACUUAGUGAUGACGCACGCACUUGAGUGGCCUUCGCUCAGUGUGCAGUGGCUACCCAACUCCCACACCUCGGCUGGCGACGAUUUCUCUGUGCACAAGUUGCUUCUCGGCACGCACACGUCUGGAGCAGAGCAGAACCACUUGAUGGUAGCAGAGGUCCGUCUGCCUCUGGAGGACACGGAGAUUGACGCCCGCAAGUACGAUGAGGAAAGCCAGGAGCUCGGCGGCUUUGGUGGCGUCUCGGGCAAGGUAGAUAUCAAGAUCCGCAUCAACCACGACGGCGAGGUGAACCGUGCGCGGUACAUGCCGUCGGAUGAGCUAAUUGUGGCCACCAAGACUCCCCAUGCGGAGGUGCACGUGUUCGAUAUCUCGAAGCGGCCAUCUCAGCCAGAGGAGAACUCCGGCUGCAACCCGGACUUCCGCCUUCUUGGUCACACCAAGGAGGGCUACGGUCUCUGCUGGGACCCGCACCAACCUUUCCACCUGAUCUCCGGCUCAGACGAUGCCAUCAUCUGCGAGUGGGACCUCCGCAACGCUGGCAAGUCGGUACAGCCGCUGCACAAGUAUAGCGGGCACAGUGAUGUCAUUGAGGACGUGGCAUGGCACAUGCACCACACGAAGAUCUUCGGUUCCGUCGGUGAUGACAAGAAGCUUCUCAUCUGGGAUAUGCGCUCGGAGAGUUACGACAAGCCGGCAACGACUGUGUAUGCCCACACUGCUGAGGUCAACUGCUUGGCCUUCAGUCCGUUUAGCGAGUAUUUGGUAGCUACUGGUUCAGCAGACAAGCACGUGAACCUUUGGGAUAUGCGUAACAUGAAGGCGAAACUGCACUCGUUUGAAGGCCACAACGAUGAAGUGUACCAGAUCCAGUGGUCUCCUCACAACGAGACUAUCCUGGGCUCCUGCUCUGCUGACCGCCGUCUACACGUGUGGGACCUCAGCAAGGUACGCUGUAGCUACUUGAUCAUCCGUGGCCAGGAUUAUUGAUUUGUGUAAUGUGUGUUUUAAACAGAUUGGUGACGAACAAUCGCCCGAAGACGCCGAGGACGGACCUCCGGAGCUGCUGUUCAUUCACGGCGGCCACACUUCCAAGAUUUCCGACUUUUCGUGGAACCCGAACGACGCGUGGGUGGUGGCCUCGGUGGCCGAGGACAACGUCCUGCAGAUCUGGCAGAUGGCGGAGAACAUUUACAACGAGGAAGACGAGGAGACCGAACAAGCGGAAGUUGCCGACGAAGACCUCGAAUAAGCCAAUUAUUGCCAACUCUAUUUGGUGCAAUGAUGAGGUUAGUCUAAUUUGAAUGUACUAGACCCAAAAGUUUGUUCACCCGCGUUUGCAAAGACAAAAAAGCAAUACUAGAGCGGCAAACAAUUGCAUCCUGGAGUUCCCCUCAAAAUUGCC
Molecule: messenger RNA, 1615 nt
Organism: Phytophthora nicotianae INRA-310
Lineage: Eukaryota; Oomycota; Peronosporomycetes; Peronosporales; Peronosporaceae
Exons: 3
Coding region: 55-1200 (381 amino acids)
Biological process (GO): regulation of gene expression
Cellular component (GO): nucleus
Molecular function (GO): histone binding
Source: RefSeq, a predicted model, not a curated record